Molecule: messenger RNA, 4288 nt
Organism: Carassius gibelio (silver crucian carp)
Lineage: Eukaryota; Metazoa; Chordata; Actinopteri; Cypriniformes; Cyprinidae
Product: integrin alpha-E
Exons: 32
Coding region: 380-3634 (1084 amino acids)
Biological process (GO): cell-matrix adhesion; cell adhesion mediated by integrin; integrin-mediated signaling pathway
Cellular component (GO): external side of plasma membrane; integrin complex
Molecular function (GO): integrin binding
Source: RefSeq, a predicted model, not a curated record
UAUAUAAUAUAUUAUUAUAUAAUAUAUCAUAAGAUAUAUUACUAUGUACAUUUCAGAAUAUAUGGAGACACAUGAAAUAUACUGUCACGUAAUAUAUUGAAAAAUAUAUUUUUGUUGCGUAAGGGCCAUAAAAUUGUCUUGGUCGGAAAAAAAACACCAACAACUAUAACAUUCUGUGUAACAAGCUAGUAAUUUUAAAUUCAGCUUCAUUUAGGAGAAAAAAUGCUGUUUAAAUUGUGUGUGGUGGGGGCGGGUUUAACAGUCAGCACAGCAGCGACUGUGUGCUGUUAUACAUUUAUUUGAAGACCACAAAGGAGCUGCUUUCUUCCUCACUGUGCUGAUAUGUUUUUUUAAGUGUGGAGUUGAUCAGAUUCACAAAAUGUACAGAGGACUGCUAUUUAUGAUUGUCAUAUGGAGUGUGAGCGGGUUCAGCAUUCAAAUAACUGAUGAUCUAUUCUUUGGUCAAACCAUUAUUCAAUUGACAGAUGGAGUUUUUGUUCCUUCCCCCAAAAAUGGAGCACUUUUCAGAUGCAUCUUAAAGGAUGAAUGCGUUGAAGUGAAUUCUGAUGGUGAAAAACCUAAAGGCCUGAGACCGGUAGCAUCAGUAUCUAGCCUGACAUCAGAAGAGGAACAACAUGUUAUGAUGUGUAAUCAAGUUCGCAUAAAGAAGUCAGCAACUGAGGAUUUGAACGGAGAUUGUAAACCGAUGAAUCCCUCCGGAAGAGUUGGUAGAAAACUGAAUCCUUUGGCAUUAGUCAACAGCAACAACAACAACAAUCAUAAUCAAUGCAGAAGGAUUGAUGAAGUUAAACGGAGGAUGAGAAGAGAUGCCCAGCUGGAUGACACAGAGGAAGAUGAGGAUGAGGAUGAUGCUGGGACAGAGAUUGCUUUUGUGCUGGAUGGCUCUGGUAGUAUUGAACCUGAUGACUUUAAGAGAGCCAAAGAAUUCAUCUACAAUGUCAUGAAUAAUGUUUGGAAAACAUGUUUUGAUUGUAACUUUGCAAUAGUGCAAUAUGGUACUAAGAUCAGGACAGAGAUCUCACUACUAGACAAUGAAAAUGAGGCCAAAACCUUGCAAAAGGUAAAAGAAAUACAGCAAAUUUACAAUACCACGAAGACCGCCUCAGCCAUCCAUCAUGUCCUCACAGAUAUUUUCAUCCCUGAGAAUGGAUCAAAUAUAAACUCCAAAAAAUUUAUCAUUGUAUUGUCUGACGGAGACAUUUUGGGAGACGAGAUGAGUCUUACUGAUGUUUUGAACAUGCCACAAAUGAAAGGCAUCACUCGCUAUUCCAUAGGAGUUGGUGAUGGCAUUCUGGAAAAAGAUAAAGCAAUACGAGAGAUGAUGGAGAUAGCAGACCGUGGCAAAUUUUUCAAUGUUUCCAAUUAUGCUGCAUUAAAUGAUAUUCUGUCAUUACUGCAACAAAGUUUAAUUGGAAUUGAAGGCACUCAGCAAGGUGCAGGAUUUCGGUUCCAGCUGGCUGAAACUGGAUUCAGCUCCCAUAUCACGCAGGACAAUUCUUAUCUUUUUGGAGCCGUUGGAGCCUAUGACUGGAGUGGUGGAGUCUUUUUGCAAUCUGGUGACACGGUGCAAUUCUUGAAUGACUCUAAUAAUGGACCCAAAUUUUCCUAUUUAGGUUACAGUGUCACUUCUGCUAAAGUAAAACCCAGUAAAACACUCUACAUAUCUGGUGCACCACGGUAUAACUUGACUGGUGGGGUUUUUAUUUUUAAUGGCUCUACAAAGUAUGUGCUCCAAGGAGAUCAGGUUGGAUCUUACUUUGGAUCGGUUCUUUGUGCCUUGGACAUUGAUAGAGAUAAAUACACAGAUUAUCUUUUAGUUGGAGCACCACAUUUUCAUCGAAAUGGAGAAGAAGGCAAAGUGCUAGUGUACAAACUGAAUCAGCAGGACAGGUUUGAGAGUGUGUCCAGUGAGCUGAAGGGUGAUGAAGGUCAGACCUUCGCCAGGUUUGGUGCAGCCAUUGCCUCUAUAGGAGACAUUGAUGGGAACAAGUUCAAUGAUGUAGCAGUUGGCGCUCCUCUAGAAACAGAUUCCUCUGGAAGCAUUUACAUUUACAAUGGAUUCAAACAUGGACUUAUUUUUUCACAAAAAAUUUCACCCUCAGAUUUUGGAAUGAAACUUGUGCACUUUGGUCUGUCAGUAAGUGGUGCACCUGAUAAAGCAUCAAAUAAGGCCUUCAUCGCUGUUGGAAGUCAAGGGGGAGUGCUUAUUUUUGAGACUAUCCCUGUUAUUGUUAUCAAACCAGAAAUAACAAUCAUUCCAGAUGAAAUUCCUCUCAAUCAACAGAAGACUGAAAUAUCCAGCAAGUUUGACAUAAAGUACCAAAUAUGCUUUAAAGUGGUUAAUGAAAAUCUUAAAAUUGAUCUUCCUAUUAAGUACCAAAUUGCCUUGGAUUCUGGAGUAAACAAAAAGCGUCUCACUGUUGACAGCAGAGAUCUCUUAGAAAAAUCCUUAACCUUGAAACCAGAUGAAGAGUGUACAACUUUUAUCAACCUCAAAUAUUUGGGCUGUUUUGAUUGUUUUUUACCUAUUGAAUUUAAGAUGAAUUUUUCAUUGGAUCUACAUCAAAAUGAAACCCCUCCACGAAUUCUUGAUGCAUUUACUACAACAGAGGUUGUAAAGGAGAUUUCCUUUACAAAGGAUUGCAAUUCUUGUAAACCAAACAUUACAUUAUCUCAUUCAAAAAUUAGUGAAACUUUGAUCAUAAUCGGAGAAACUCAAAGCUUGAGUAUCAAUUUCAGUCUUAUAAACACUGGAGACCCUUCCUAUAAGACCACCCUGACUUUGACCUUCCCCAGCAUACUGAGACAAAAGAAAAUAGAAGGUGCCACCUGUCCUGUGAAGAAUGACAAUCAGAUACAGUGUAAUCUUCAACACCCUGUUUUCAAAAGAGAAGCACAGACCAACCUUUUCAUCUCAUGGCAGCUCAGUUACAUCAAAUCAGAUUUGAAGAAUGCUGAGAUUAUUGCUAAUCUAACCAGUCAGAAUAAUGGCUUGGAAAUUCUGGACUUUAAAAUAUAUUCAUUUGCUGUGAAGUAUUCCCUACCACUCCAGCUAACUGGCUCCGCCAAUCCAAGCAGACUUAGUAUUGAAGAAGGAGAAGAAGGAAAGACUCAGAAUAUGCAGUUUGUAUAUCAGUUUGCAGGUGGAAAUAAGUAUGGCGCUACAAUCAGUGUAGUUGUAACUAUAACAAAGGACACAUUCAAAACUGAUUUGGACAUCAUUAGUGUCACACCACGUGAGGAGUGUGUUUUUCCAGAAAAUACUAAAGUGGAGGGAUCCUAUGUCAUCAGCUGUAACAUGACUGCAGAAAAGCUGCAGAAAAUCAUUAUUAAUGCCACUGUUUUGAUACAUGAUGUUCAGGAGAAAUCAAACAAGAUCACUGCCGUAGGAACAUACAGCUUUGAUGAUACUGUCUGUGCUGCGAAGGAUGCUUCGAGGACCAUUCCGGUGGAGGUGAUAAUUACGAAGCUGCGUGUGAUGACAUCUAUAGGUCCCAUCAUUGGAGGAUCCAUAGGGGGGUUUCUGCUCCUUUUCAUCAUCAUUGCCAUUCUCAUUAAGUGUGGCUUUUUCCGUCGCCGCCGUAAAUUGGACCAAGCACAGAGUCCAAACUGAAGAAUGGGGCACAGCCCAGGAAGGACCAUAUAUUACCAUAUAUUUUGCUUAAGUUUGUGUCAAAAAUAUAUUGUUUGUAAGAUGAAAUUUAUAGUCUUUGUUUUAAUUGUGACCCUGUCCCUUAUGUAGCCCUGCCACAUUUCAGGCACCUCAAACGGACCCUCAAACAUUUGAGAAAUGCCUCCUUUUUGGUCCGCAGAGACCUAGGCUACUUGGAUUUAUCAUUGUUUUCUGACUUGGUAUUUUAUUUUCAGAUUUGUCUAUGUGUUGUCUGACUUGUUAUAUACAGUUUUCAGAAUUGUUGUUGCAUUUUCUGAAUUGUUAUUUAGUUUUUAAGAUUUGUAUUUGCGUUUGUAAUUUGUAAAUUGUGGUCUGUUUUACACUUCUCGGCUACCGUAUGAUUCUGCUAUAUAAAUGUACAUAUAUAUAGUCUAAACAUUAUUAUCCCUUAUGAAAAUUAAAAAAGGCUACUGUCAGAAAUUAUAUGAAUGACUCUUCAAAAUACAAACUUUUGUCAAAGUUGAAGAAAGUUUCCAGAGACUGAGACAGAAGAAAGCGCACCCUGUUUGUUUUCUUUAUUUUACAAAAGCACAUUUUUUUGUUGUUAUUGUGACUAUAUACAAAUAAAAGUUGAUCCUUUGCCGUUUCAAACAA